AUGUCGACCAGGGCCCCAAUUACAACACCUCCGAUCGUCACCCCAGGCCCGCCCUCGGUGCCAAUCCCCUCCUCCUCCCAUGAAUCUGGACCAUAUCACACACCCAACGACCUCUCCCCGCUGAAUGCCGAUUUUAGCGCCUCAGAUUACUUCAUGGCCGAGGACGCGCGGGGCGCUGACCCCCGAACGACCAACGCCGCCACCACGGUGCAUGAUGAGAAUGAGAAGGACGAGCAGGAUGAACCGCCCGCUCCGACGGCUCAAUCGCACAUUGAGGAAGACAUUAGUCUCCUACCUCCCUUGGCCGAUCGCGAUGACAGCAGUUUGUUCUUGUCGAGUGAAAUUGGCGAUCGCGAACGCGUGAAUAACCAGACUUUGAUCGAGGAGCAUGAGAUGCGCCGUAAGCUGAUGGAUAUGGAGUCGAGUUUUCUACCGGAACCCUCGACUAUUGACGUCGCCACGACUGGCCGCACUGCAGGCGCAGACGAUACCUACCUGGUCGGAGUCGGAGGCUACGAUCCCGAUAUGACCCAGUCCUCAACUUUUUCGUUUAUUCCACCAUCCGAGAGCUACCAGGAAACCGAAGGAGACCACGAUGGUGGUGCUGAAGAGACGGAGAAUGUGACUGGCGCGACACACGCACAACACUCCGCUAAUGACACUAUGCUUGACUCGCUUACUUCGUCACCGUCGGCUGCGGCUAUGCUACGGAGUCUGCAGCGCGAUCAGCAAUCCGAGAAUCCUGGUGAAAAUAGCCUGCUAUCCCAAGAUGAACGACCCUUCAGAUCCCAACUCUCAAUCGCAGAAGGCGAGUCCCAGCUCACUCCCUCCAAGCUUCGACAUUCGUCCCGCAGCCUUUCGCCAGGACAGUCUAGGAUAUUCAGUGAUCAGAGCGGCAGCAUUGGUGGGAGCCGGAGAAGCGGUAGCCGACCGAAAUAUUUGACAAGUCGUCAAUCGGCACAGCGUCUUUCGCACUCUUCCAUUGCUAGCAAUACCACCGAAACAACUCACAGUGACGCGACUUUGGGUGCUGACUUUGCCCUUCAAUCGGGAGGCGCCGCCUCUGAGCAAUGGGGCGGCCUCAAUGCUGGUCAGCGCUCUCAUAUGACCCGGACAACUAGCCUGGGUAGUAUGGCCUCUGGGGUCUCGGGCUAUAGUGAAGAGAAUUCAUUGGACAGACGCAACAUCGGCGGUCCAAUUGAUGGAGGUCUGCAUACCCUGGAAGAAGAAAGCUCGCCCCAGUCAUCACGACAAGUAGCGGCUUUUGAUGAAGCCUCUGCGCCAAUGACACCAAAAGCCAAGCCUCGAGACACUAUCCCGACUGAUACAGCCAUCACAGAACGGGUCAAGGGAAUCCAGGUUCCUACAGCCUUUGUUCAAAGAUUCCGAGAUGACUUUGGUCACACUGGACCGUCACCUGAGAAACGACCUGGAGCUUCGACCCCUGCAUUUGGACGAAGUGGCCGCACGAUGACCCUCAAGGAACAAAGCAGCACGAUCGACCGACUCUCAAAGGAGAACUUUGAUCUCAAAAUGCGCAUUCAUUUCCUCAACGAGGCCUUGAACAAGCGAUCUGAGGAAGGAAUCAAGGAGAUGAUCUCAGAGAACGUGGAGCUUAAAUCGGACAAGCUGAAGCUGCAAAAGGAUAACCAGGGUCUGAAGCGCAAGGUUCGGGAUUUGGAGAAGCAGCUGAAGGAUCAGCAAUCUGACAAGGACUCUAUGGUUAACCACGACCCUGAAGCGUCGGAAGACGAUCGUGACUCGGCUCACGAUGAGGAGCUUAUCUUCUUGCGGGAGCGAGUUGAGACUUAUGAGCUUGAGAUUGAGCGGAUGCGGUCUGAGAAUAUUGCUCGCGAGGGUGAGAAGCGGCGCUUGGCUGAGAUGGUGAAGUCUCUCAGUGAGAACCGAACUACAGAGUCCGAGGCGGGUGCUAGAGAAGAGAGGGACAUGUGGAAAGACAUGUUGGAGGCUGAGACUGCUGCUCGCGAACAAGCUGAGGAAGAGAACCGCAGGCUACGGGAUGAGUCGAUUCGCCUCAAGAGUGAACUUUACACAACUACUAGCUCUUUGAAGCCGGGGCAGCGGGUCCGCAGCGGGUCUACUGUCUCGUAUGCAUCGGCAUCGGAUGGCCACCGUGGUGGUUUGAUGAGCACCUCCAGCAGCACUCUUAUGGUCGAACUUGAGCUCUUGAAGCAAGAGAACGCUGAGUUGAGGAAGGAAGUCAGCGCACAAACCUCGAUGCUUACAUCUCGUAACCGCGAGAAAGAGCGCCUCUACCAAGAGAUUGAGGAGCUCAAGCUCGGCCAGCGACGUGAUGGUAGCCGAUCCGUGGCUGGAGAUAGCAUUUUCGAUCGCUCGGCGUCUCGUGCUCAGAUGCGCACUGGCUCAGAGGUCAGUGACGGCACUGGGUCUCGGGAUAACAUGGAUCGCGAGGAGCUCGAAGCUCGAAACGGCCAGCUGCGUGACCAAGUGUCGACGCUCAAGCUGGAGAACCAAGCUAUUCGUGACCAAUUGGAAGACUACAUUCGUGAACUGGAGGCGCUUGACAAAGCUUACCAGGCCGACGUUGAUCAAGCCGAGGAAGAAAUGGCGAACCUCCAGCAUGAGCGAGACCAGGCUAUUCAAAUGGCCGAUGAGCGGGACGCUGCCUUCCAAGAUCUGCGUGCUGAGGCACAAGAGGAGCUUGAUACCCUUGGCGAGGAGCUUGAUCAGAAGAUCGUUGAGUGUCAGCGCAUGGGCGAAGAUUUACGAAACCAGGACGAGAGCCUGAGGGUCCUGCAGGCCGAGAUGCGCUCAGCCAGUGAGGGUAUCAUUCGCCUCGAGGAAGAUGCUCAGAAUAACUUGGAGCGGUACAAGGCUGUGCAGCUGGAGCUGGAAGAAACCAAUCGGGAGAUGGAGUCUCUGGAGAAGAGCCUCUUCGAAGCCAAUGCCAAGGUGCAGCGGCUGACGGUGCAGAUCGAGUCGAGCCAGAAUGAGAUUGCCUUCCUCCGAGAAGAGCAAGAUGGCGAUAAGAUCCGCAUUGGCGAUCUAGAGUCUGAGCUCAAGACGUACCAGAUGAGCCUGCAUAGUGAAAAGGAGAAGACUCGGGAGUUGGAGCAGCGGCUUGCGGACGAGCGGCACCAGCGUGAGGUAGUCGGAAGCAAGGAGAAGCAGGAGGUCCAGCGGAUCAUGAACGAACUCAACCGGGAAGCGUCAGCUGCUAAGGAAGAGGCCCGGCGGUUGAAGAAGAGCCUUUCUACCCAGGAGAUUGAGACUGCCACCUGGCGUGAGCGUCUCAUGGAUCUUGAGAACAACCUUCGUGAGACCUUGGGAGAUCUCAGUGGCAGCCGGUCUAGCCUGAUCACCAAUAUCAUGAAGCUGCAAAAGGAACUCGAGUCGACUGCGCUGGAGUUGGAGAGUGUUCGACAACAACUGGACGAGAAGGAGUCGCUUCUUCGGAAUCGCGAUGCCCUUUUGGAGAGUCACGGUCUAGAGUCCCGCAAGCUCUCUGAGCUUCUUGAGCGCGAGCGACAAGCUCGUCGAGCAGAUAAGCAGUCCUUUGAACAUGCCCUCAAGAACCACCAGCAGGCGUCGCGAACUAUUACCCAGAGCAACUCGCGGAUUACGGAUCUGGAGAAUGCUCGCAACUCGGAUCGGAAGCGGUUCACCUCGCUUGAGCAGCAGUUCCGAGACCAACUCAGCGAGCGCAAUGCUCUGUUCCUUACAAUCUGGAAGAGACUCUCGUCUAUUUGCGGUCCUGAUUGGGCACACUCGAACAGCCUUAUCAAUGGCAACCUGCCGAGUCAAGAGGUUAUUGGCAAUAUUCUCUUCUGGCCUGGGUUUAGCCGAAACCUGUUACUUGCCGUCAAGACUGUUGAAAGUGUGAUUUCAGGCUUCAAGACUCGCAUUAGGAGUAUUGAGCAUGACUUUACCAAGCAGUACCAGAAUCUGGAGAGUUCUUUCGGUCAACGAGUCCGUCGACUCGAGCGUGUCGAGGAGGCAGUCAAGAACCUGCGGAGUGGACGGGGAUUUUCCAGCUCGUCUUCUGAAGUUUCCAAGCUCCGGGGUGAAAACCGGCUGCUCAAGGCUGAGAUCAACCUGCUCCAGUCCAACACCCGGACUCAUGGAUCUGCAUCUGCAGCCGCCGCGGCCGUGAUGGCUUCUGGUCCACGAUCCCCAUCGCUUGCGUCUACAGCAGACCCCGAGCGCUCAUUGGCACGGCAUAACUCUACACCCGGUACUAGUGAGAAGCCGCGCUCCGAGCGAGGUCUCACGCGCAGUUCCACCGGUCUCCCACAGCCAUCGCACACCUCGUCCAGCAGCACACUCACCAAUAAUGCUGGUGCUAUGUUGCCUCGCUCACGCAGUGGAACAAGUGGCUGGGAGGGCAGCGAUGACAAGUGGAUUCACCGAUUGCACGAGUUGGAGAAACGGCUCAAGGCUGAGCGAGAAGGCCGUCUUCUAGACCGCAGCGGUGCCCGCAAGCGUCUGGAAGAGCGUGAUGCCGAGAACCAGCGUCUGCGCGAUCAACUUCAGCGAGAGCGGGUUCGACGAGGUCCCUCGGGCACUAUUAUGGAUAGUAGCCGUAGUCGAACGCAUACCACGGAUGAAGGGCCUACUAGCUCGAGUGAAGGGGAAGGUAUCACGGUGGAUAUUGAGGUGUGA
This is a messenger RNA of Penicillium cataractarum, 4644 nucleotides long. RefSeq names its product putative anucleate primary sterigmata (ApsB). Lineage: Eukaryota; Fungi; Ascomycota; Eurotiomycetes; Eurotiales; Aspergillaceae. The coding region runs from base 1 to 4644 and encodes 1547 amino acids. The record is from RefSeq and is a predicted model, not a curated record. Gene Ontology annotation, cellular component: microtubule organizing center. The transcript has 3 exons.